This is a messenger RNA of Balearica regulorum gibbericeps (East African grey crowned-crane), 1318 nucleotides long. Lineage: Eukaryota; Metazoa; Chordata; Aves; Gruiformes; Gruidae. The record is from RefSeq and is a predicted model, not a curated record.
AAUGAGUUAUCCUGGCUAUCCCCCAGCGGGUGGAUAUCCACCAGCAGCCCCAGGUAGCAGUCCUUGGGGUGGUGCUGCCUAUCCACCUUCAAAUCCACCUCCAAUUGGUCUAGAAAACGUAGCUGGCUAUGCUAAUCAGUUCAAUCCCAACUACAUGGCUGGAAUGGCAUCCAACCUGGCAGGAACAUUUGGAGGGACAAACAUACCACAAGGCAUGUAUCCUUCCACACCUGGGGGUUAUCCUCCAAUCCCUCCAGGUGGCUUUGGGCAACCUGCAUCAGGACAACAGCCCUCUUACGGAGGGUAUCCUCCCCCUGGAGGAAAUCCACCAUCGGGAAUGCCAGCUUACCCAGGAUACCCAGGCGGCCCUGUGCCAGGCCAGCCCACACCACCACCUGGUCAGCAGCCUAUGAACUAUCCAGGACAACCACCAGCAACUUACCCAGGGCAGCAGCCCAUGCCGAAUUAUCCACCAGGCCCAGCUGUGAAUCCGUCUAUGCCCUCCUACCCAGGAACUACAGGGCCUGUGGUCUCUCCUGUAACACAUGGAAACCGAGGCACAAUCACCGAUGCACCGGGAUUUGACCCUCUGAAGGAUGCAGAAGUCUUAAGGAAGGCCAUGAAGGGAUUCGGAACUGAUGAGCAGGCGAUUAUCGAUUGUCUUGGAAGUCGUUCAAACAAACAAAGGCAGCAGAUCAUCCUGUCCUUCAAAACAGCUUAUGGAAAGGAUUUGAUCAAGGAUCUCAAGUCUGAGCUAUCAGGUAACUUUGAGAGGACAAUCUUAGCAAUGAUGAAGACACCUGUCAUGUUUGAUGCUUAUGAAAUCAAGGAAGCUAUAAAGGGCGUUGGCACAGAUGAAAACUGUCUCAUUGAAAUCUUAGCUUCUCGCAGUAAUCAGCAUAUUCAGGAACUCAACAGGGUCUAUAAAGCAGAAUUUAAGAAAACUCUGGAGGAAGCAAUAAAAAGUGACACAUCUGGACACUUUCAGAGGCUUUUAAUUUCACUUUCUCAGGGAAACAGAGAUGAAAGCACAACUGUUGACAUGUCUCUUGUCCAAAAAGAUGUGCAGGAGCUAUAUGCAGCUGGAGAGAACCGUCUAGGAACCGAUGAAUCCAAAUUCAAUGCUAUUCUGUGUGCAAGAAGCAGGGCCCACCUUCAAGCAGUUUUCAGCGAGUACCAGAGGAUGUGCAACCGGGACAUUGAAAAAAGCAUAUGUCGUGAAAUGUCUGGAGACCUGGAAAAGGGCAUGCUGGCAGUAGUUAAGUGCCUGAAGAACACGCCGGCUUUUUUUGCAGAGAGAUUGCAGAAAGCUAUGAAG